AAUCAAAAUCCAAGCCGUUAGAACUGACACUAUCAACGGUCAAAAAGAAGAAGAGGAAGAAGAAAUUAAAUCAAAUUUCAGAUUUGCUAUCAAUCCCAACGGUCGUCUCUCGCUUAUCCCCAAUUUCCACAUUUCCCCCUUUCGCGAGAAGGAAAUACGAAAACAACAGGAAAAGAAGAAAACCGUCGAAGCAUUUCUUUGCAAGAAAGAAAGAAGAAGAAAAACCACCAUUCAAGAAGAAGAAGAUCGAAUGGAAAUCUCCAAGAACAAAAUCUCAUUAGCCAUGACAAAUCAAUCUUCCUCUAUUCCUAAAUCCUUCUCUUCCGAUUUUCAUCAACGACUUUCUAAAAAGGCCAAUUGCGAGGAGACGGACGAGAAUGAUCGGCAUCUCAGCAGUGGUAGAUUACAAAACUCAAGAAAAGCAGCCAAAAACUUCAUGUCCCCAACCAUUGCUGCCGCUUCAAAGGCCACUGCACCAAGAAAGAAGAUCUUGGUUGAGAGGAAUGAAGCUUCCGGAUCAACCUACAUUGAGAAAAACCCAAAGAUCAGCAUGGAAUUUACCUCCAGGGAUUUGGGCUCUGGUUUAUUUGAUGGUUCUUCUUGUAUGACGCCGCUAUCUUCGAAGGUUUCAGAAUCUGGCGAUAGCCCUGAUUCGUUGUCUUCCCUUCCUUACGAUCCAGUGACGAAUUAUCUGUCACCGAGACCACAGUUCCUUCGGUACAAACCGAACAGGCGCCUAGAAAUGGUUCUCCGCAGAGAAAGUGAAUUGCGAAGAGGGGAAGAAAGGUUAGGAGUUGAUGGAUGUUGUUCCGUCAAGUCCAGGAAAUCGAUCCAAGAGGACAUGCCGCUCAAUGCUUCCAUUUCUUCGCCAGAUGAAUCUGAAAAACAAGAAGAUGGUUCUAAUCUAUGCACCGAUAAACUGGAUUUGGAACCAUCAAGUAACCCAGAAAUCAAAGAAAGUGAUGAUGAUGAGGAUGUGGACGAGGAAGAGGAAGAACAAAGUCCUGGACUUUGUAAGCAGGUAUUGAGAUCUGUGCUUCUCUUACUUGUACUGAUUUGUGCUUCCUCAUACAUAUCAUCUACAGAUCAAUCUACCAUUCCGCAUUCCUUACAAGCUUUACUAGGUUUCAGAGAAGGGUAUUUGAAGAUUCAAGACCCCGUAUACCAAAUCAUUGAGGAUUUAAAAAUGGGCCCAGAAAAUUUUUCGGAAGUUAUUGGUGUAUUUUCAGGAACAUUCUCAAUUUUGGGGGGUGAUGUGUUUUCCCCUUAUCCUCAGUUGGGAGAAAGAGGGCUCUCCGAGCCUUCCGUUUUAGAAAAUGUAGAUGAAGAAAUUAACGGGAAGUCGCUGUUUGUAGAUGAUCUCAUGGAAAGAUCUGACUCAGAAGAAAAUGAAUCACAUGAAACUGCUGGAGUAAUGAUGACUGAGGAAGUAGGAAUGGCUAUGGAAACGGAUUAUCUGUUGAGUGAUGAUGUGAAUUCAUUUGAACGGGUGCCUGUUGCAAGAGAGAACAAAGAAACUGGUUUAUCUAGUAAUUUCAUAAAGCAAGAGGAGGCAAAAGAACAAAGAGUAACAGAAGAAACUGGGACUGUCGUUGAUGAAUGGAUUAGAAAGGAAGAGAAGGCUGAAAAUGGAAUGGUGAAGAUUGAGGACAUUUCUGAGGAGGCCCAAUACGAAUCAAAGUCCUUCGCUCUUCAAAAUAUAGAAUCAGAGCUAAAUUCAAGCAAGUGGGAAUUCUCUUGGAUUGAAUCCAUGCAAGACAAGUUGUUCUCCAAAGUUUCUAUUGUAUUAUCUUUAAUUUUAGCACUUGUCGCAUCUAUGAUUCUGGGUUUUCUUCAUCUCAAGCAUAGGAAAGCCUCUGUGAAGGAUUCAUCACCUACCUUCCAACAACCAUCAGUAGAGAAGAGGAUCUCAUGUUUUCUAGAGAGUGAACCGAUCAUUGAGAAGGAGAAGACUCAUUCGGCAUUUCUUAAUAAAGAACUGAUCGUUGAGAAGGGUGAUUCUUGUGUUAUUCCAUCUUCGGCACACUCUAUUGACAACUAUGAUAAGUUCAGCUCAACUCGUCCACCGGUGGUUGAAUUGCUUGGAGAAUACAGAGUGGGAGAAAUCAACCACUCUGAGAAGAGCUUUGUCCAGAAAUCCAAGAAAACAGGAACUGAGGAAAUUGAUUUCUCUCUAUCUCAAGAGAUGAAGAUGUCAUCAAAAAGCAACAAGCGCCUUUCCUUCAAUAGCGAUGCUUACCCAUCUGUUUCAGACUUUUCAAGUGCAGAAUCGUCUUCAUUUGGAAGCUUUACUAGUAUGGAGAAGCUGAAGAAGAAAGAGGAGGGCAGUGAUGGAAAGGUGGUGGUCAUGACACCUGUGAGGCGCUCAAGCCGAAUCCACAAUCGGGUCAUAUCUCCAUGAAUCAUAUGACAGAAACGUGUGACCCUUUUAUGAUCAUUUUAAUGGGCCGCGAAGAUCCAGGGAAAACAGCUUCUUGUUGUUUCAUUGCUUAAAGAUACCAUUUUUGUUUUUAUUAUUAUUCCAUGGUUCUCUUCCAAGUGCUUUGCUAAUGGCAGAACUGAGCUGUUGAGACCCCCCCUCCUUUUUUUUUUUUUU
Molecule: messenger RNA, 2596 nt
Organism: Magnolia sinica
Lineage: Eukaryota; Viridiplantae; Streptophyta; Magnoliopsida; Magnoliales; Magnoliaceae
Exons: 3
Coding region: 251-2401 (716 amino acids)
Source: RefSeq, a predicted model, not a curated record